Messenger RNA from Lindgomyces ingoldianus, 1405 nucleotides. Its product is annotated as WD40 repeat-like protein. Gene Ontology annotation, molecular function: protein binding. The transcript has a single exon. The record is from RefSeq and is a predicted model, not a curated record. NCBI's taxonomy places the organism in Eukaryota, Fungi, Ascomycota, Dothideomycetes, Pleosporales, Lindgomycetaceae. The coding region runs from base 1 to 1302 and encodes 433 amino acids.
AUGGACGGCCACCGCGAUUCUCCACCAAAGCGACAAAGAGAUGACGAGGAUGGCUAUGACGAAUAUCCGCCCCGCAAGCGCUCUUCAGCCUCAUUAUCCCCAUCAAGUGCAUCCCCCCGGUAUAGAAUUGCGGAGCGUCCAGCUCAGCGGUACAGCAGAGCAGAUGACAGUGAUGACGAGCGAAAAUAUUACAGAUCAAGGUCAAGGCCGAGGUCCGGGUCCGGGUCCCGCUCGGUAAUAAGGCGCCGGUCUCAGUCCCCAUCGUGUACUCCCACGCCGCCAAAGCCAACAACACUCGACUACAAACCGACGCUUAUUCUCCACGGACACAAGAAAGGUGUUGCUUCCGUGAAGUUCUCGCCUGAUGGUCGCUACAUCGCUAGUUGCUCAGCAGACUGCACAAUCAAGAUAUGGGACGCUCAAACAGGAAAGCUAGAACACACUCUUGAAGGUCACCUGGCGGGCGUUUCCGCCAUUGCUUGGUCCCCAGAUUCCAAGAUCCUCGCAUCUGGCUCUGAUGACAAGACUAUUCGAUUAUGGAAUAUCUCAACUGGCCAGCCUCACCCUACUCCGUUCCUAGGCCACCACAACUACGUCUAUUCUCUUGCUUUCUCCCCCAAAGGCAACAUGCUAGUGAGCGGCUCCUAUGACGAGGCUCUCUUCGUCUGGGACGUCCGUGCUGCGCGUGUCAUGCGAUCACUUCCUGCACAUUCCGAUCCGGUUGGCGGUGUGGACUUUGUCAGAGACGGCACCCUCAUCGUAAGCUGCGCCAACGACGGACUAAUCCGGGUAUGGGACACAGCAACCGGCCAAUGUCUACGCACUCUCGUCCACGAAGAUAAUGCGCCUGUCACAUCUGUGCGCUUCUCACCAAACGGAAAGUACGUCCUUGCUUGGACACUCGACUCCUGCCUGCGGCUGUGGAACUAUAUCGACGGGAAGGGCAAGUGCGUGAAGACAUACCAAGGCCACGAGAACAAGAAGUUCAGUCUUUCGGGUGCUUUUGGGACAUAUGGAGGGCCGCCGCCAUAUCAAUAUGCCUUCAUUGCAUCAGGGAGUGAGGAUGGCGAUAUCGUGUUGUGGGACGUCAGCUCGAAGAAUAUAUUGCAGAAGUUGAUCGGGCACACGGCUCCGGUACUGUCAGUGGAUACCCACCCUACGGAACAACUCAUCGUCAGCGGCGGACUGGACAGAACUGUCAGAAUUUGGAGGUGCAAGGAAGACUUCGCUAUUCAACCUCAACCACAGGAUGAUAUCUUGCGUCAACUCCAGGUCUUGGCUGCAGAUGGGGCAGACGCUUGAGCGCUGGUAGCUUUGAUCUAAAGCUGUUUUAUUGUGGCGCAUUAGUAAUGCCCUGAAGAGAUCUGAUCUACAUGGGGAAUAUCUCCUUUUCUCUAGGGAUGCU